UGCAAAAAAAACUUCAACCAAACUCUUUUUAUUGAUUUUUUUUCUCUCUCUCUCUGGGUCUUUAUUAUAAUAAAUUCCUAGACUUGGUAAACUUUUCUGACAUUUUCAUCCUACCCGAUUAGGGAAAACAGAUUUAUUUUUACUCUCUAAACCUAAAAACUACAUUUUGAGCACAUUUUGAGCCCAUAAAUUUAAGGUUUCUUUUUUUUUCUAUUUGGAAGAAUAUUUGUCCUGAUGGCAGUGGACACUGACUUUGGCAUGAAGAGCAGCAGCAUUAUGCGAGAAUGGAGCGGACAGGUCCAGCCUGCUCUGGUUGCAUCUUUUAUCUUCUUCUUCUGCUUGGAAGCCUGCCUGUGGUUCAGGAACCUGAGGCUCAAGAGAAGGCUGCCGGGACCCUUCGCCUGGCCUGUAGUGGGCAACGCCAUGCAGCUGGGUCAGAUGCCUCACAUCACCUUCGCCAGACUAGCCAAGAAAUAUGGUAACGUGUACCAGAUACGGCUAGGUUGCAGUGACAUUGUGGUGCUGAACGGAGACAGGGCGAUACGUCAGGCUCUCAUACAGCACAGCAAGGAGUUUGCAGGCAGGCCAAACUUUCUUUCCUUCCAGAUGAUCUCUGGAGGCAGGAGCCUAACAUUUACUAAUUACAGCAAACAGUGGAGGGCACACAGGAAAAUUGCACAGUCCAGCCUGAGAGCCUUUUCCUCCGCAAACAGUCAAACCAGGAAAGCCUUUGAGCAGCACGUUAUGGCAGAGGCUUUGGAACUGGUGCGGGCCUUCUUGCAUCACAGCGCGGAUGGACGGUAUUUUGACCCUUCUCAUGAGUUCACAGUAGCCGCCGCUAACGUCCUGUGCGCGCUUUGCUUCGGGAGGCGAUACGGCCACGACGACCUGGAGUUCAGGACAAUGUUGACAAGGUUGGCCAAAUUUGGUGAGACCGUCGGCGCAGGCAGCUUGGUAGAUGUCAUGCCCUGGCUGCAGUCCUUCCCCAACCCGGUCCGCAGCAUCUACGAAAACUUUAAAAGUCUCAACGAGGAGUUUUUUGCAUAUGUGACAGAUAAAGUGAUAGAGCACAGAGAGUCCUUCAGUCCAGAUGUGACCCGAGACAUGAGUGACGCCAUCAUCAACGUGAUCGAGCACGGAAAAGAGAGCGGCCUGACAAAAGACUUUGUAGAAGCGACAGUGACAGAUCUAAUCGGGGCAGGCCAAGACACAAUAUCCACCAUCAUGCAGUGGAUCAUCCUGGUCCUGGUCAAAUAUCCAGAGGAGCAAGCUAAGCUACAUGACCUCAUAGACAAAGUGGUGGGUCCAGACAGACUUCCCUCAACAGAAGAUCGCAUCCGCUUGGCAUACCUGGAUGCCUUCAUCUACGAGACCAUGCGUUUUACCAGCUUCGUCCCGCUCACCAUCCCCCAUUCCACUACCUGCGAUGUCACCAUCGAGGGUCUCAACAUCCCCAAAGACACAGUGGUCUUCAUCAACCAGUGGUCCGUCAACCAUGACCCUCUGAAAUGGAAGGAUCCGCAUAUAUUUGAGCCCUCGCGCUUCCUGAGUGAAAACGGGGCCCUCGAUAAAGACAUCACCAACAGUGUUAUGAUUUUCUCAACAGGUAAGCGGCGCUGUAUUGGUGACCAGAUCGCCAAGGUGGAAGUGUUUUUAUUCACGGCGGUCUUGCUGCACCAGUGUAGCUUAGCGAGCGACCCCUCCCAACCCGUCACUCAGGACUGUUCCUACGGGCUCUCACUGAAGCCCCUCAGGUACUGUGUCAGCGCCAAGCUCAGAGGAAAGUUACUUGACUUGUUUUCCCCAGUGUGAGUGGUAUGCACUAAAACUGGGAAUUAAAACCAGCAGAGACUUCCCCACACUACCCCACCAGUGACAUUUAACAGUGAAUAUCAGCAAACCUGCACUGAGUUCUGUUGAAAAUGUUACUAUUUAAUAUAUUUAAACAUGCAUUGCUGUUGAGAGUACAGUGUGGAAGCUGUAAUGUUAAUGAGUAGGAAUUCAGGUUAAUAGUUUUAAUGCAAGAAGUUUUCCAUUUUGUACAUGUUUAUUAAGAGGUAAAUGCUAGUUUUGUAUGAGCAUGUAUGUGUAAGAUGUGCACAGGAGCCUAGCCACAUCCCACAAAUGUCCAUUUAAACUAACAUUAUAACGUAAGCGAAUGUUAGUCACUUGUUCUCAAUCUUUGACUAUAUUUAACCUUUGUCACGUCAUGCUUUUUCACUGAUUUUUUACAAGUUUUGAGCAUGACAAUACAGUAACAAGUAUAAAUAAAGUGUAAAGUAUAAAUGUUAUCUAUCACACUAUCUACUGUAAUCAAAAGUAUGUGAACGCAUGAAAUGAAAUGUGAUGAUGGAAGGGAAAAGAAAACUUGGAAAGUGAAGAGGAAGUCUUUCAUCAAGGAGCAUCCAUCAGAAAAAAUAUGCAGACACUUUUUUUUUGUGCGCCAAGUGUUUCCCCGAGCGCCGCACGCCAAACCUCAUUCCCAGCAGUACACACAUUGCAGAUGUUUUUUUUCUUCCAAGAGGCAUUAUCAUCACCAUGUUUGUUUACAAGGUUUUCAAAGCUACACGGAUGUUCCUGCGCCCUCUUUAUUCCUGCACGCUCAGUGCAUGUUUUUUUUGUUUUGCAACCAACUCCUCAGCUGGGCUUCGUGUGUUGGCCUUAUAUGAUGAAAUAAGCUAUAUCUGAAAAAAGUAUUAACAAUAAAAACU
Entelurus aequoreus (snake pipefish) is the source of this 2711-nucleotide messenger RNA. Its product is annotated as cytochrome P450 1B1-like. The record is from RefSeq and is a predicted model, not a curated record. Lineage: Eukaryota; Metazoa; Chordata; Actinopteri; Syngnathiformes; Syngnathidae. The coding region runs from base 235 to 1812 and encodes 525 amino acids. The transcript has a single exon. Gene Ontology annotation, biological process: progesterone metabolic process; hormone biosynthetic process. Gene Ontology annotation, molecular function: heme binding; iron ion binding; steroid 17-alpha-monooxygenase activity.